UUUCGACCAAACAUGGAAAAUAAUGGCCAAAACAAUGUUCGGAGGAAUUCUAGGGAGAAUUCUAAAGCUGGAUAUGAAAAACGUCAGAAGAGAAGACAGAUAAGGGUUCUUCAGGAGUCGAUAGACAAGCGAGAUGCAGAUGCUGUUCAAGAAAUCCUUAAAGAAGAAUUUGAUGUGGAUUUCCAGUACCGGGGUCAGACAGCCCUUCAGCUGGCUGUCAGGGAAGGAUGUUUGGAAAUUUGCAAGCUGCUUAUUACACGUGGAGCAAAUGUGAACAUGUCAGAUGCUGAACAGAACAACUUACUUAACAUGGCUUGCUGGAAAGGUUAUAGAGACAUAGCCGAGCUGCUGAUCCAGAAUGAAGCAGACAUUGACUACAGAAGUAUCAAUGGUUCCUCACCAGCCCAUACAUGUGCCAUGAAGGGUAAUGCUGACAUACUUCAGUCACUUGUCUCAGCUAAGGCAGACUUGGACAAUUGUAACCUGCAGGGUGAGACACCCCUGCACGUGGCUAUAUACGAGCAGCAGAUGGAAUGUAUACAACUUCUCGUGCUGGGAGGGGCAAGCAUUAACUGGCAAGACUCAAAGAGACGCACCCCUCUCAUGCUGGCUGCUGAUCUGGGCUUUUCGGAUAUCACUGAGCUGUUGGUUAAUGGAGGUGCCAAUGUGAAUGCCAGAGACAAUAAAGGGAGCACUGCGCUGUUCUCCGCUGUCGGGAAGGGGCACCUCAAUGUUGUACACACACUGAUUGUGAAUGGUGCUGAUGUUGACCUUCCCACGACUAAGGGGAGUUCACCCUUACUUGAAUCAAUCUACAACAGUUUCACAGACAUAGCCCUGCUCUUGAUUGACGCAAAGUGUGAUGUUAACCAGACGGAUCGUCUAAAACAGGCCCCCAUUCACUCCGCAGUCUCUAGAGCAUCCCAGUUCUUCAGUGAGGCAGAAGACCAAUCACUGAUGCUUGUACGUAGACUGGUUGAAGCUGGUUGUGAUGUAAAUGUGCCAGACCAAGAUGGCAUGAGACCGCUGUACCAGUCUGCAAGUGGGGGGAACAAAGAAGUUACCAACUACUUGCUAGACCAUGGCUCUGACAUUAAUGUCAAAACCAACACAGGGGAUACUGUUUUACAUGGCGCCAUACAUGGAAAUGUCCCAGAGAUUGUUAACAGGCUCAUAGAGGCUGGCUGCUCACUGAAUGAAAGGAACAACUCAGGUGAACACCCCCUUUUGACGGCCAUCACCCACUCCGCACAGUUUGAGAUUGUUGAAGCACUGGUCGAAGCAGGCAGUAAUUUGGACAUCAAGGACAAAGCCAGUUCCAACACAGCUUUACACAAUGCCAUUGUACAUUACAGACAGGAUGCCGCCCUAUUGCUCAUUGAAUCAGGUUGUGAUGUAAACACCUUGAAUGCCAAACGUCAUACCCCACUUUACACAGCGUGUGAGAAGAAUGCAGACGUGAUCGCAAAGAAGAUUCUAGCUGCGCCAACAUUUCAAAGAAGCAUGCUUACUGUUCGUAACAUCCCCCAGCCUCUGUUUGCAGCCGUGUCGAACAAUCACUUUCACCUGGUGGAUCUGCUUAUACAAAUGGGCUGCGACUUCAACAUGGUCAAUAUGGAUGGUCAGUCCCCAGUUCAGCAAGCUCUUAAAGAGAACUGGCCCUUUGUUGUCAAACUGUUACUUAGUUACAACUGUGAUCUCGAUGCUCAUGCUCGGGUCAAACGGUUGUAUAAGUGUUGUCUGCUUCAUGAAGACAGUCAUCCCCAUUUUGACCUUGAACCAAUAUUUGUGGCCUUGACUCAUAGGAGUGUGGAAAUGAUUAAACUGCUCAUUGACUGCUAUUGGAAAGUGCCAGUUGGGUAUAUCAAGGAAUUGGAGCAUGUUUUUUUUACUACGCCAGAAUUGAAUACGCAUUAUAGUCCUGAAAUCAGAGCAGAAAUCCGGGGCGUUUUUCGUACAGCAAUAGAAGUGCCAAGAAGCCUCCAGGGUCAUUGUAGAGCAGUGAUUAGGAAGAGACUUGGCCCUUUGCCAAAAGAGAAGGUGGAAAAAUUGCCUUUGGCAAAGACAUUGAAAAGUUAUAUCAUGAUGGAUGAGAGCUUUGGGGAUCUGUUUGAGAAAAUGAAGGAAUAUGAAGAAGAGCAUCCUCAAAGAGAAAUACACAACACCACUGGAACCCUGUUGCGGGCUUCACAAUACUUUCAGUAAAAUUUAAGCUGCCCUCUCACAGAUAGACAGUUUUGACCUUUAAAAAAAAUUCACUUUGAAUCUGCUUAUUUUCGGCAUAAAUGCUGAACAUUCAGUCAUGUAAGAUAAUUCACAAUAGAACAGAUCUUAUUUGUUUGGAAAACUGCUGGAAAUUUCAUUUUACUUAAAGCCUCAGUAACGUUUUAAGUACCCUGGUAAUAAACAAUAAAUUUUCAAAUGUCAAUAUGAAAAACUGCGGUCUUACAUGACCUGUUUACACGCAUCUACGCAAAAAAAUGGCUCAUUCCAAAACAAAAAUAUAAAAAAGGAGUCAAAACAGUCAAUCUGUGAGAGUGCAGGUUUAAGAUCUAGUCAUUAUCAGGUUUUUUAGUUUGUCUGUUUUUCAAAGGGCUGUUACAUGUAUUAUCAAACUCUUUGAUCAUAUUCUUUGAUCAUGGAUAAAGACAUAUUGUAAAAAAGACAACUUGUGAAUCAUACAUGAACUCUGUACUAAGACACUCACUGUAAAAUGCACUUAUUGUGGAAGAUAGUAAAAUAAUGGACUUUACAAUUCUUAAACAAAUAAUGUGUUAAAAACACUUCUGCUAUAGCAAUCAAAAUAUACAUAUUAAAAAAUAUACAUGUACAUAUCUAAUAUUCUGUACACUUUUUAUAUCUUUAGAUCUCACUAGAUGGUGCGUAUAAGAUGUUAUCAGUUUUGUUAGAUUAUCUGUUUUGAUUAAAAAAAAAAAGAAGAGGUAAUGUGAUAUUCUUGGUGUCAUUUUCACGUUACUUACAUUGCCAUAUUUCUGAUAGGCUUCCCAGGGGAUUUUGGUCUGAAUUUCAGGGGAUUUUGAUAUUACACCAGGGGAUUUUUACUCAGCUAAAUUUAGCGCAAUAUCUACAUUUAUGAUUUAGGAAUAAAUGCAGAAACACACUCUUAUUUCAAUCAUUUUAAGACUUAGUCAUCAUGGUCCUUUAUGGAAUUUCACACUCAUAGUAUUAUGGAUGCUCUCUACGGUCAACCUUGAGCUAGUCUUUCCCCCUGCCUGGGGGAUAUAGUAUGUAUGCGUUAUGAAAGCAGCGCGCAAAAUUUAACCAUAGCCAGAACUUAAAAACUAUUCCAAGAGAUUCAGUGGAAACUUGGUACACAUGUUCCAGGAGACAGUGUGAACAUCCGUUACACGGUCCAUAACUCUUGUAUAAAUAUUUCUAGAGAAACACUCCUUUUAGAAUACCAAAAAAGGAUGAGCGUCGCAUCCCUUUUAUGUGCUUUUGUUUUAUUAUACAGCAAUUAUGUCAUAUGGUUUACAUUGCCAUGCAGUAUUAUAUUUUUGAAUGAAUUACAAAAAAAUCUGUGCAAUAUAUUUCAUAUGUAGAGGACUCACAUGUUUACAAUAUACGAGUAUAUGUAACAUAGUUUGUAUAUUGUAACAUAUUAUAAACAAAAUUCGCCAAGGAUCACUUGAAAUUAUUUUGAUUACAAAGGAUGCAUUUGUGAAUGGAAAUUUAAGAUGCUGUUUUAAACAAGAAGCUAUUUAAUACAAGACAACAUUGAUUUGUUUUUCAAACAUUAUAAAUAUUUAUAUUAGUUUGACUGACGUCUGAAAUAAUGCCAAAAAAAAUGUUCAGAUUUUCUGUCUUAAAGAAGUAAUAUUAUCAUAAAAAAGAUAUUGUAAAAGAAGCCUUAAAUAAAUAAAAACACAAUUUUCACCUGUCAUACUGAACUUAUGACCCUUGUCAUUAGUCAAUGGUUAACAUAUGACAUUAUUAAUUUGGUAGAAUUCUGGGUUGUUAUAUAAAAUUAUGACAUUUCUUUACAAACUGAUAAAUACAUCAUACCAGUAUAUCAGUUUCUCAUAUUGAUGGUCUAUAAAAGAUCAAAGUAGUAGACUUUGAUGAUCCUAGGCCGUUUUGAGUUGUAUAUUUUGUUACAUUAAGAUUGUUUUCUGCAAAAAUUGAUUUCGUUAUGCUGUAAUGCAAAAUAUCCUGAAUAUGAACAGUUGUAUUAAAAUUAUUGAUUAUUAAACUUGUUAGAAAGUCAAACAUAGAACGUUUAUGUCUAAAUUAGAAAUAAAAACAAA
Mya arenaria is the source of this 4268-nucleotide messenger RNA. Its product is annotated as putative ankyrin repeat protein RF_0381. Gene Ontology annotation, cellular component: nucleus; cytoplasm. NCBI's taxonomy places the organism in Eukaryota, Metazoa, Mollusca, Bivalvia, Myida, Myidae. Gene Ontology annotation, biological process: intracellular signal transduction. Gene Ontology annotation, molecular function: protein binding. The record is from RefSeq and is a predicted model, not a curated record. The transcript has 12 exons. The coding region runs from base 13 to 2205 and encodes 730 amino acids.